Trichechus manatus latirostris (Florida manatee) is the source of this 1068-nucleotide messenger RNA. RefSeq names its product deoxyribonuclease 1 like 3 (gene DNASE1L3). Lineage: Eukaryota; Metazoa; Chordata; Mammalia; Sirenia; Trichechidae. The transcript is spliced from 8 exons. The record is from RefSeq and is a predicted model, not a curated record. Gene Ontology annotation, biological process: apoptotic DNA fragmentation; programmed cell death involved in cell development. Gene Ontology annotation, cellular component: nucleus. Gene Ontology annotation, molecular function: DNA binding; deoxyribonuclease I activity. Bases 91 to 1008 code for a protein of 305 amino acids.
AAAGUUAGCCGAGCCGAGGAGGUGACAGGCAUCUUGGCACUCCAAACGCUGCUGUCUUCUCACCAACUCCUGAAUUGGAGAAGCGCCAGGAUGUCUCAGCGGCUGCCCACCCUGCUGCUUCUCCUCCUCUCAGUCCACGGCGCCCUGGCCCUGAAGAUCUGCUCCUUCAACGUGAGGUCCUUCGGGGAAACCAAGAAAGAAAACAACAAUGCCAUGGACGUCAUUGUAAAGGUCAUCAAACGCUGUGACAUCAUACUCCUGAUGGAAAUCAAGGACAGUAACAACAUGAUCUGCCCCACUCUGAUGAAGCAGCUGAAUGGAAAUUCAAGGAGAGGCAUAAAAUACAACUACGUGAUCAGCUCUCGGCUGGGAAGAAACACAUACAAAGAGCAAUAUGCCUUUCUCUAUAGGGAAAAGCUGGUGUCUGUGAAGAAAAGCUACCUCUACCAUGACAAUCAGAAUGGAAAUGAAGACGUGUUUUCCAGGGAGCCCUUUGUGAUCUGGUUUCAGUCGCCCCACACUGCUGUCAAGGACUUCGUGAUUGUCCCCCUGCACACCACUCCCGAGACAUCCGUUAAGGAGAUCGAUGAGCUGGCUGAUGUCUACAUGGAUGUGAAAAAACUCUGGAACGCUCAGAAUUUCAUUUUCAUGGGCGACUUCAAUGCCGGCUGCACCUAUGUCCCCAAGAAGGCCUGGAAGAACAUCCGCCUGAGGACUGACCCCGGGUUUGUUUGGCUGAUUGGGGACCAAGACGACACCACAGUCAAGGGGAGCACCAACUGUGCAUAUGACAGGAUCGUUCUCAGAGGACAAGAGAUCAUCAACUCUGUUGUUCCCAAUUCAAACAGCAUCUUCAACUUCCAGAAAGCUUAUGGGUUGGCUGAAGAGGAGGCCCUGGAUGUCAGCGACCACUUUCCGGUUGAAUUUAAACUACAGUCUUCAAGUGCGGUAACCAAUAGCAAAAAAUCAGUGUCUCCAAAAAAGAAAAAAAAGGCCAAAAGCUCCUAGAUACAACAGCACCAUUUUACUACCCAUUUCCUGCCUCUGAAUAAACAGCUUUAACAAAUA